AUGGAAGGGUCUGCUAUAUUCAAGAUCACAAAGUACUGCAGUUCGCACACAUGUUCCAUAGGAAUUUUGAAUCACGACCAUAGACAAGCAACUGCUACGGUUGUUGGUCAACUCAUCAAAGAUAAGUUCACAGGCAUAGGAUGUAUUUAUAAACCUUGUCAUAUCGUUGAGGAUAUGAUGAGAGAUGAUGGCGUGAACAUAAGUUAUGAUAAAGCAUGGCGUGCAAGGGAAGCUGCGUAUGAUCUCACUAGAGGUACUCCAAAAUACUCAUACUCCAUACUACAUGCCUAUGGAGAAGCGCAAAAAAUAGAGAAUUCGGGUAUAGUCUUUGAGAUCGAACUUGAGGAUGAGGUGCAUUUCAAGUAUAUGUUUAUGGCAUUAGGGCCUUGUAUCAGAGGUUUUGCAAGCUGUCGGCCUUGUAUUACUGUUGAUGGGUCACACUUGAAAGGAAAAUACAAAGGCACCAUGUUGGUUGCGGUUUCUAUGGACGGGAACAAUCAAUUAUACCCACUAGCAUAUGCAAUAAUAGACAAUGAAACCGAUCGAUCAUGGAAAUGGUUUAUGUCAAACUUGAAAUGCAGUAUCGGAGAACCCGAUAAUUUGGUGUCUGUAUCUGAUCGGAUGGAUAGCACGGUUGUUAGGAUAUUUAGAGAUGCAGUAAGAGCAUUUCGCAUGACAGAGUUCCAAACAAAAUGGGAUGAACUCCGUAGUUUUAGAGAUGGUGCUGUCAUGAAAUAUUUAGAAGACAUCGAUCUUCAAAGGUGGGCACGGGUUUACCAAAUAGAAUGA
Benincasa hispida (wax gourd) is the source of this 789-nucleotide messenger RNA. The record is from RefSeq and is a predicted model, not a curated record. Lineage: Eukaryota; Viridiplantae; Streptophyta; Magnoliopsida; Cucurbitales; Cucurbitaceae.